Desarmillaria tabescens is the source of this 1404-nucleotide messenger RNA. Its product is annotated as PIN domain-like protein. The coding region runs from base 1 to 1404 and encodes 467 amino acids. The record is from RefSeq and is a predicted model, not a curated record. The transcript is spliced from 6 exons. Gene Ontology annotation, molecular function: 5'-flap endonuclease activity. Lineage: Eukaryota; Fungi; Basidiomycota; Agaricomycetes; Agaricales; Physalacriaceae.
AUGGGUGUCAAAGGCGGCUGGGAUCUUCUGAACCCUACAAGCUCUGUAUCAUUCGUCGACUGGUCUUCCCAGAAGAUAUCCACCGGCGCUGUACAUGAGUUCGUUCCACGUAUAGGCGUAGAUGCUAGUGGAUGGAUGUCUGCAGCGACAUUCCAUCAUGGGCAGACGAAGAGUCCAGCCCAAGCGUCACUUUUCAAACGACUAGGACGCCUAUUUCAUCUCCCAGUCAUACCUUUAUUCGUGUUCGAUGGCCCACACCGCCCUACUUAUAAGCAUAAAAAGAUUGUGAAGAAGAUGCCAAUCUGGUUAACCAAUGAUUUCAAGCGACUGCUGGAAGGAUUUGGGUUCUCCUAUUGGGACGCUCCAGGCGAAGCAGAGGCUGAGCUUGCGAUGCUCUCAUGCCUUGGCCAGAUUGAUGCUGUGAUGUCAGAGGACUUUGAUACCAUGCUAUUUGGUGCUCAGCAAGUGAUUCGGAUCAAAGAGGAAAGCAACUCCAAAUAUCUGAUCGAGGUUCAUGAGGCCAGAUCCCAGUUCUCCUGCAACAAUCUUGUAAUGAUCGCGUUACUCGCAGGGGGUGAUUAUGAUGAUGGAAUUCAAGGAUGUGGCGUCCAAACUGCAGCUAAUAUCGCAAAGUCAAGUGUUGGAGAAUGGCUGUUUGAUGCCCUUGAAGCAUCCGAAGUUGAUGAUUAUGCCGCUGUUGCCUCCGCAUGGCGUCGGGACCUUUGCACGGCAUUGGAAAAGCAGGGGGCUGGCCGUCUUCAUUCUUGGCAGCGUUCGCUAGCUUCACGUAUCCCGCUUGACUUCCCGAAGGUGUCGGUUCUCAUCCAAUAUAUUCACCCAGUGACAUCCCAAUCCAAUGGGGCGGGUAAUCUACCUGCCGCUCCAUCGCUGCGUCAACCGGACAUAUCCCAACUCGCAAAGCUAUGUGAGGAGCUCUUUGUUUGGGGACAUUUGAUGGGCAUCAUCCGCAAUUUCCGUGAUCAUGUCUUCCCAGGAUUAGCCACCCGUGACCUGCUUCAAGAUCUAUGUAAACGACGGGGACUCUUGAAAGACGACGACACUCAUAUCUCCCAGCAUGCUAUAGUUUCCAAAGUACGUGCUGUACGUGUGAAUCAACGCGAACGAUCACAUUCGGAGUUAUAUGUAUCUCUCAUCAUUCCCGGUGAAAUCCUAACUCAGAUCACCUCUGCGAUUGAUGGGACAUACAAUACCGAUACCACGUCAGACGAGUACGAUCAGUUUGUGAAGAAACCCCAAGUUCAUGCAUGGCUCUCUCGUGUAUUGGCCCUUCAUGCACGGCCGAACAUCUUGGAUGAUACACAACAUCAGACCCUCAAAGCUGGCAAAAAACGUAAGACAGUGUUGCGACUGCAGCCUAUUUACGCGUGUAAUUUUGCAAUCUAG